Messenger RNA from Eurytemora carolleeae, 2562 nucleotides. RefSeq lists its product as uncharacterized. The transcript has 14 exons. Lineage: Eukaryota; Metazoa; Arthropoda; Copepoda; Calanoida; Temoridae. Gene Ontology annotation, molecular function: polysaccharide binding; hydrolase activity, hydrolyzing O-glycosyl compounds. The record is from RefSeq and is a predicted model, not a curated record. The coding region runs from base 55 to 2460 and encodes 801 amino acids.
GCGUAAUUAAUAUUCAAUAGAAACUAUUCCUGAUUGGACUGUACAGACGGAAGGAUGAGGUUUCUACUGUUCUGGGUUCAGGUUCUCUUGGUGGUUUGUUUAACAGUAGCGGAUGAAUGCUACUGGGAAAACGUCCUGAACAGCUGGUCUAGCGGGAAACGAAGUUUAAUCAGUAUUCCUGUUCCUGAGAACAUGGACUCAUGGAACAUAACUUUAGAGUUCGAUGGAACAGAUUUAGAAUUACAGGCCUGGAAAGGAGAUGUUUCUCAAAUCUCCGACAAUACUUUCUCCAUCACAAACAAUUGUUACAACGGAAGGCUAUAUGCUUGUCAGUGUCUUGAAAUUAGUUAUUUAGUUAGACACAAGUACGGCGUAGAGCUCGGAUUUAAUCUGACAUUUAACUCCGUACUUUUUUCAACUUGCGACCAAUCCCCAGAUUGUAGUGGAAAAGGUGAAGCUACUGAAGCUGCAGCAACAACUGAAGAUAUAGCAACAACUAAAGCUGCAUCAGCUUCUGAAACUCAUUCUACGGCAGCAGCUUCUGAAACUCAGUCUCCAGAAGCAGCUUCUGAAACUCAGUCUCCAGAAGCAGUCUCUGAAACUCAGUCUCCAGAAGCAGCUUCUGAAACUCAGUCUACAGUGGCAGCUUCUAAAACGUCAGCUACUGAUGCAGCAUCAGUUUCAGAACCAGUAAUCUCUGAAAUCACCACAGAAAUAUCUUUUACUACAGCUACAGAUGAAUCCCCCUGUCUAACAAGUUUUCCCUGUCAUCCUGAAGCUGUGUGUGCUCCUUCAGAUACUAGCUCCUACUCCUGCUCCUGUCCUGAUGGUUUUAACAGUACAGGAGUUGAUCUGUUCAACAGUUCCUCCACCCUCACGGCCUGCUUCAGCUCUAGUAACCAGAGCACUGUAUUGGGAGAUGGACUGACCAAUCUUACUGACCCAUCGUCUUUGUUCGAUGCUACAUUUCUAAACACAUCUGCAAUAGAUGCUCUUAGUGAUAUUUUAGCCGAGGAUCCAGGUACCAGUACAACUGAAGAGUUUGUUGCUGGUCUUAUAAAUAAUGAAACCACUCUCCAGCUACUUGUGUCAGCUGUAGGGUCGGAUCAAACUGCAAUUGAAACCGUUAUCUCUGGUCUAGGCAACAAUACUAAAGAAGUUCAAACCUUUAUUCAAGCUUUGAGUGUUGCAGGAAUUGUUUAUCCUCCUCUCACUACCCUCUCUAGUAGGAAAAAUAGACUUAAAAGAGACACAGCGAAACAACUGAAAACAUACAUCCGACAAUUUUUCAAAUUUGUAAAGGAGCUUAGAAAUAUUUUGAAAAAUAACAUGACUUGUUCUAUCCUUGAUGCCUUGAAGAAACUGCUCAGCUCCGAUCCGUCCUGCUCUCAGCUCCAAUCCAUUCUCAGUUCAGUGUUUUCAUCUCUAGAAUAUAAAAGAGUGGUGAAUAUUCUCAGAACCGUCCUGUAUCUUCUCAACAGAAUUCUCUCCAACCCGUUCCAGCAGAUAAUGCAGGCAGGAUUCUUCCCGUUCUUCCGGGGAUACAGCCUUCUCUUCAACCUCCAGCCUUGCAUACAGAACCUAGAACUCAUUCAAUACGCAGAAACAUCACUUUGCUCCGGGGAACUUUGCUGUUUAUCUCCAUCAACCUGUUCUACUAGCUCCGGUGUUGCGUCCUGUAUCUGUUCCAGUGGUGUGGAGUACCAGGAGCAAACUGGUUGCUCUCAAACCACCAUGAUCACAUCGUCGUCAACCCAACCUCAACCCAUUUCUUCUCAACCCCAAAUGAACCCCAACCUUCAUCCAUUGAACCUCAACCUUCUUCAACUGUACCUCAACUUUUAUCAACUAAACCUCAACCUACCUCCUCUGAACCCCAACCUUCCUCCUCUGAACCUAAACCUUCCUCAUCUGAACCUCAACCUUCUUCCACCGAACCUCAACUUUCUUCCUCUGAACCCCAAUCUUCCUCCUCUGAACCCCAACCUUUCUCCUCUCAACCUCAUCCUUCCUUCACUGAACCUCAAUUAUCUUCAACUGAACCCCAACCUUCCUCCACUGAACCCCAACCUUCUUCCCCCGAUUCCCAACCUUCCUCCACUGAAUCUCAACCUUCUUCCUCUGAACCCCAACCUUUCUCCUCUGAACCCCAACCUUCUUCCUCCGAUUCUCAACCUUCCUCCACUGAACCUCAAUUUUCUUCAACUGACCCCCAACCUUCCUCCUCUGAACCAGAACCUACCUCCACUAAACCCCAACCUACAUCCUCUGAUCCCCAACCUUUCUUCUCUGAACGUCAGCCUUCCUCCUCUGAACCUCAACCUACCUCCUCUGAACCUCAACCUUCUUCCUCUGAACCCCAACCUUCCUCUGCUGAAACCCAACCUCCGACCUCUGAACCUCAGUCUCAAUCUCCUGAUUCUUUUACUACCAAAGACCCCAACACUACAACAACAAUGAUCACGUAUGAAACGCCGAUUCUCAUGAAAACUUCAACAACAUCUGCCCUGCAAGAAUCUCUAAGCCCUACAACAACUGUUGGACCUAAAUCUUCAACUACAA